AUGGAAGUCAAUCUCAACUACUUCCAGGCACAGUUCGCUGUAGAUGAUCAUUUUCUAUCUGACAUCCAUGGUGUGCCCAACGAAUCACUCCUCGACAGCCCCCUGAUUGCAACUGGCUGGCCUCGCGAUGACGGCGUUGGCUGGCCCACGUUCAACAAUAAUGAUCUCCAGGACAUGCUUGACACUUUUGGGCGAGAAAGCAUCUCGGAAAUCCUGCCUAUUGACUCAACUGGCCGCCUUGGUCUCAAUACUGCUGAUAAUAGUCCAUCAUGGUCACAUUCUAGCCAGCCUGAAGGCUUGGAAGAGUUGACAUUCGAUCAAAAGCCCGACUUUUCCUCUCAACUUUUUGGGUUCUCGGGCGAGUCCGACCCGUUCCUCCUGCGAAAUUAUCCGUACGACGAAUCAGGUGAAGUGAAGUUCUUCCGGCUUAUCUACAGAAUGGCAUCCAAUACAGCUGCUGGCCCCGAAUCCGACAAUACAGUUCCUCCCGAAGCCCAACAGGGGACGAGCUUGGCCGGAGCCGUGCCUGUUUACUUUCUGCAAAACCAUAGCCAAACAGUAUCUCGGUCUUUGCAAGCCGUCGAAAAGUGCUUAUUCGACCAAGGCAAAUGCACUCCAAGAAUCCAACUCGACAAUCUCCGGGUUCCCCUGCUAAUGGUUCAAAGGUAUUUUCGGUACAUCUUUCAUGCACUCCCGGUUCUUUCUCGGUCCUUCGUUUUUCGAGACAUCGAAGCCUUCGUGAAAAAUGCCUCAGUUGGGCUUCUUGCUGCGAUAUACGCACUUUCACUACAAUUCACAGCAUGGGAUGACGUUCUUUGCGUUGACAGCGGCUAUACCAAACCAUCCACGGAUGACCUGUGGGGCAUAUCAUAUGCCUGUUUGCAGAGAGAGAUGCACUUCCCACGCCUAUCAACAAUCCAGACUUCUCUUUUACUCCUCAACUUCGACCCUUUCGAUCCGGCUUCCGCAGAGAAUCCUUCGGCGUGGGUUUUAGCAAGCUCAACGUUAGCUAUUGCUCAGUCUUUGGGUUUGAAUAUGAACCCUAUAGGUUGGGAUCUACCCACCUGGGAGAUUCGCCUCCGGCGACGCCUGUGGUGCUGGAAUGUGACCCCUCUCACCCUGGCUGACUUUGAAGUCAACUUGAAUCCUGGAGCUGGGCUUGGGGUGGGUGAUGUUUGUCCGGAUUACUUUAUGCAUCUUAGUUCACUCACGAUCAUUGCCAACAAUUUGUGCCGGACUUUCUUCUCUCUCCACUCUGUCUACCAACAACAGCCUUUGAAUAGCUUGAUAGAUCAGGCUCGGGUGUUUCGCCAGCAACUACAUCAGUGGAUCGGUGCGCUGCCAGAGUCACUCCAGAUGCCAGCACCAACGCAGACACACUCGGAAACCGAGGAAGAACCAGUCGAUACCCGCGGUAGCUUGCACAUCUCAUACUUUACAGUUCAAAUCCUGCUCUUCCGCGCCCUUUUACGGCCAAUUCUCGACGACAAAAUACCGCUAGACCACCUUCAACCAUCGGUUGCCGCCAUCCUAGACGCAUCGCGAGGCUUGAUCCGCGCCGUGACUCGUUUCAUCUACAGCCUCGAUGCUAGACAUCAAUCAGUCUUCUGGCCGACUUACACGAGAUCAUGCUUCUCUUAUCCAGGGCAAUUCAGUUUCAUGUUGUGUUUCCAGCAUAGAGAGCCGCAUAUGAUGAUUAAUGACCAAAAGCUCUUGGCUGUUUGGAGACAAACAUUGCGUACGCGCGCUCCGUCUUGGCCACUUCUUCGUUUUGCGGCCAUUCGAGUUGAUGGCAUCUUUUGGAAAAACUUGGUCAAUGUCGCGGCUGCUUCUCACACUGUUGAUACAUCAACAUGA
This is a messenger RNA of Penicillium robsamsonii, 1857 nucleotides long. RefSeq names its product fungal specific transcription factor domain-containing protein. Gene Ontology annotation, molecular function: DNA binding; zinc ion binding. Bases 1 to 1857 code for a protein of 618 amino acids. The record is from RefSeq and is a predicted model, not a curated record. The transcript has 5 exons. Gene Ontology annotation, cellular component: nucleus. NCBI's taxonomy places the organism in Eukaryota, Fungi, Ascomycota, Eurotiomycetes, Eurotiales, Aspergillaceae. Gene Ontology annotation, biological process: DNA-templated transcription.